AAAACAACGAGGUGUCAUGGCGGAGUCGAUGACUGUCUUGUACUAUGUUGUCAGUAAUAUCCCUCCGAAUUUCCGAUCAGCCGAUUUGAGGAAUUACUUCAGCCAGUUUAUAGAGAGUGGGGGGUUCUCCUGUUUUCACUACCGACACCGACCGGAGGUCCUCAAAGAUCCAGCGAAAUCCGGGGAACAUCUCGAACCGGAGCACGACCAGGUGAAAACAGUAGAGGAUUCACGGGACACCGAAGCCGGGGAAGGAAGGUCCGAGUCAUCGGAUCAAAGUAAACAGGUCGCCUCGACCAAGAACGAGAAAACAUGCUGCUGUGUGGUCUCGGUUCACGCCAAAGAGGGGGAGCGAUUUGUGAAAAUGUACGCCGGGAAUCAGUGGAUUGACUCUAAGGGGAACUGGCUCGCAAGACGCUGUGUGAUAAAAAGAGUCAAAGUGUCGGAUGAGACAGUCGAGAGCGGCUUCCCUUACAAGACGAAGACGGAGCUGAAGAGGCGCGUGGCGCUGACGGAGCGCUUCACGGAGGCCGACCUGCGGGGCCUGCCCGAAAUGAAUCCCCCGGCGCUGAUGCCCGCGGGGAACGUGGGCACGCCCAUCUCCACCUUCCUGCAGCUGAUCCAGUCCUGCCGCCUGCCCCCGCGCCUCAUCCGGCAGCUGGGCCUCACCUUCCCCAAGACGGGCUCGCGCCGUCGCUACGGCAACGUGCCCUUCCAGUACGACGACACGGACACGGUGCAGCCCGCCGAGGAGAGCGUCUACACGGCGAGUGGGGAGGAGAUCUCCGGCCCCGCGGGGGGCGCUCUCCCGCCCGCUGGCGUCCCAGCAGCGGAUGUCCCUCCGACAGCACAGGAAACCUCUGGUGCCGAUGGAGAGGAGUCAGAGUCGGGUCCUGAUGAUGAUGACGACAGGUGCGAGGAGUGGGAACGUCACGAGGCCCUGCACGAGGACGUCACCAGCCAGGAGCGCAGCAAGGAGAGGCUGUACGAGGAGGAGAUCGAGCUGAAGUGGGAGAAGGGAGGCUCGGGCCUGGUCUUCUACACCGACGCGCAGUACUGGCAGGAGGAGGAGGGAGAUUUCGAUGAGCAAACGGCGGAUGACUGGGAUGUGGAUAUGAGUGUAUACUAUGACAAAGAUGGUGGUGACAUGGAUGCCCGUGACUAUGUGAGAAUGCGUCGCGAGAAGAGGCUGAGAGAGGGGCUGGAGGAGGUGACGGUUCAGAAGCAGCCAAUUGGAAGCUUUGAAAAGUUCACAAAGGGAGUGGGCAGGAAGGUGAUGGAGAAGCAGGGCUGGCGUGACGGUGAGGGACUGGGCCACAGCCAGCCCGGGAUGGCAGAAGCACUGGAGACUGAAGGCCAGCACCCAAACUGCAGGAGGGGCUUUGGGUACCAUGGAGAGAAGCUCAGUUCAUUCCUUCCUGUGAAGAAACCCCGUCCAGACUUCCUCAUCUCCACUGUUUACGACCAGCCGAAAGACAUAGACAAAGGGGACACCCUGCUUCGGCGGCAGCCCCCCACCGGCAUGAAAUACAGAGACCGGCGGCCACAGAGCAGAACUGGCCCACACAGCUAACACCUCUGGAAGGUGUGCAGGACUCAGUGGUGCGCAUUCACAGAGCUGAAAUAGUAGCUGUGAAUAGAAUUGCAUUGUUCCAUUCACAGAACACAAAGCAUCGGAAAACUAUGGUGAAGCCAUAAA
Molecule: messenger RNA, 1699 nt
Organism: Megalops cyprinoides (Indo-Pacific tarpon)
Lineage: Eukaryota; Metazoa; Chordata; Actinopteri; Elopiformes; Megalopidae
Gene: gpatch3
Product: G patch domain containing 3
Exons: 7
Coding region: 17-1573 (518 amino acids)
Biological process (GO): positive regulation of DNA-templated transcription; negative regulation of RIG-I signaling pathway; negative regulation of type I interferon production
Molecular function (GO): nucleic acid binding
Source: RefSeq, a predicted model, not a curated record